AUGAAACGUCUGCUUCCCUGGUUCCCUUCCAUCCUGGUCAUCUACUGCUUCUGUUUGCUACAGAUUCCCUCCUCAGGAGUUUCUCAACCUUUAGCUGAUUCUCCAGAUGGCUUGGAUAUUAUGGGGCUUGAGCAACUGGUAUACUGUCUGAACCAGUGGAAAACACUUUCUAACCAACCUAAGGAAAACCAGGAUAUAUACAAAAGGUUUUUAUUUCACUACACCAGAACUCAGAAGCCAGUACAUCCAGUUGGCUCUCAGUUUGCGCCCGUGCACCCUUUGAUGCGCCUGGCUGCCAAGCUCGCCAGCCGAAGGAUGAAAAGAUUGCAGUAUCCAGUACGUGCUUGCUUCCUCCAACCCUACUACUAUGGCUUACUGUUAGCAUGA
Molecule: messenger RNA, 387 nt
Organism: Mesocricetus auratus (golden hamster)
Lineage: Eukaryota; Metazoa; Chordata; Mammalia; Rodentia; Cricetidae
Gene: Nms
Product: neuromedin S
Exons: 6
Coding region: 1-387 (128 amino acids)
Source: RefSeq, a predicted model, not a curated record